This is a messenger RNA of Dichomitus squalens LYAD-421 SS1, 4281 nucleotides long. Its product is annotated as TPR-like protein. Gene Ontology annotation, cellular component: Ski complex. The record is from RefSeq and is a predicted model, not a curated record. NCBI's taxonomy places the organism in Eukaryota, Fungi, Basidiomycota, Agaricomycetes, Polyporales, Polyporaceae. The transcript has 15 exons. Bases 1 to 4281 code for a protein of 1426 amino acids. Gene Ontology annotation, molecular function: protein binding.
AUGUCCGAGAUUGUGAAGACGAAACUCAAGAAUGCCAGAGAGGCUAUUCGUAAGAAGGAGUUUGAAAAGGCGCGUGAUGCUGCCUUAGGAGCACUCGAAUACGAAGAGGAUAAUUACUUCGCGAACGUCUUUCUCGGCUUGGCGUACAGGGAAUUGAAAGACUAUGAGCAAAGCGAGCAAUCAUUUCGUAAAGCCAUAGCCUCCGAUGAGCAGCAACUCCACGCUUGGCAGGGUAUCCGAGAUUUGUAUGAAGAGACGAAGAACCAUUCGGAGUAUCUGAAGUCAUUAUAUAAGUUGGCAGAACUAUACGCGGCCGGCAAGGACGCUGUCAAAUGCGCCGAAAUCAUCCAGAAGAUCAUUGACAUUCGACGCGACCCUAGCAGGAGCUCUCCUGUAGAGCUUGCAGAGGCUCUCGCCCUCUUACUCCCCGAGUCAUUAUUUUGCCCUGUCUUAUCUUCGCUAUCUCCGCCAGACCCAACAAACCCCUCUACGGCUACUUUCGUCGUGCAGUCGGCCAUACACAACUCCUUGCCCAUUCUAGAAGAACUCGUGUCAAUCUAUGAGCAGGAUGAAACGACUUGGCAAGAGAGCGAGAUCACCAAGCGCAGACAGAGACUCGAUGCGCCUUCGCCCCAGGAGGUUCAGCGAGCUGUGACCCUGGAACUUAUGGCGCGCUCCAAGCUACCAGCCCUCUACAACGAGGUGCUGAACCAUCCUAACACCUCGGACGAGCUGCGCAGGAACACGGAAGAGAAAUUGCUCGAGAAAAAGCAGCAAUACUUGUUCGCUCUCCCCGCUGCCGGGAAUGAAAAUAAGGCACAUCUAGCCUCUGAGUUGGACGAACUGAUCAACGGCAUCGUACUGUUGAAGAUUCCGAAUGAGCUCGCGUGGUCUCUUCUGCUGGAAAGUAAAGACGCAGCGCAGAUCGAGGAUUAUGACUUCAACCUGCUAAAGCAGUUCAUUGGGCUGUUCCCGAGAUCGCCCUUGGCGAAGUUGCUGCAGGCGUACUUUGAACACAUAGGCAUACCCUUGAUGGAAGAUGCGGAAAAGGACGGGCCUGCUCCAUCGCCUGAUGAAGAGCCUGAUUAUAUUGAGAUCAUGAUGGAGGUGUUCUCUAGCUUGAACGGCUCUAUACUUGCACACAGGAUUAUCGCCGAGCUGUACGAACAAGACACUGAUUAUGAGAACGCCAUCAAGGUUUCAGAGAGUGGACUCGAGCUCGUCCGUCGCGUCGAGCAGAACUGGGGACGACCGCUUAAGCAAACAAAGAAAGCGUUCAACGUCAUCCUCGCGACGUCAUUGGUCCACUACUUCCCGCCCAAGCACCACCCACGCGCUCUCAAGCUCGUCGACGAGGUACUUGCCGAGGAACCGGACAACUUACGGGCCCUCCUGGCCCGUGGUUUCAUCCUCGAGCAUGCACAGAAGUGGACUAAUUCAGCCGAUAUCUUUGCAAAAGUGGCCAAGCUGGACCCUGAAGGCUUCGAUUACGGCCUGCAGGCAAAGGAAGAGCACGCCUGGUCAGAAGCCAUGUGCGGCAAACUGCAAGUUGCCGCUGACGAGCUGAGGGAUGUCAUCGCCGUCUUGGAUCAGCUGGAAGGCAGGGAUGAGGACAAGGCGCGGGCGUGGUGGAGAUUGGGGCGAUGCUUUUGGGAGAUGGGCGUGGAACACCGUGAAGAAGCCUACAAGCAUUUCGUCACCGCCCUGAAGCGCUCCUCGACGUUCGCCCCUGCGUUUACUUCCCUAGGCAUCUACUAUUCGGAGUUCCUCGAACCCCCUGACCCCAACCGUGCAUCGAAGUGUUUCCAGAAGGCCUUCGAGCUUGACCCGAGGGAAUCGGACGCUGCGCGCCGGCUCGCGGAAGGGUUCGCAGAGGAGGGGGAGUGGGACCUUGUCGAGGUCGUCGCGCGCCGCACCAUCGAAGGCGAAGGCGGCUUGGAACAAGAUCCAGAAGCAAAGGCCUCUCGCCGGUACCUGCCACUCAAUGCAUGGGCGUGGAAGGCCGUGGGUGCCGUCGAACUGACUCGGCGCAACUACGUUUCUGCCAUCGAGGCGCUACAGAUCGCGCUCCGGACUGACGUGGAUGAUCACAUGUCCUGGCUCCGGCUGGGGGAGGCGUACAGCAAAGCGGGACGAUACGCAGCCGCGCUCAAGGCCCUCGAGCGCGCGCGCGAACUGAACACGGAGGAUUGGGUUGUGUCGUACUUCACUGGAGACGUGCAGCGGCAGAUGGGCACGUACGAUGAGGCCAUCAAGGCGUUCCGGUCUAUUUUGGAGGGCCGCCCGCAGGAGCUUGGAGUUCUUCAUUCACUGGGGCAGACUUACCUGGAGCUGGGACGUUUUGAGCUCUCCACUAGUUUCCUCGCCAGGGCAGAGACGUCAUUCGUCUCUGCGAUCCGUGUUACCCUCGAGCUACUCGAUGCCAGCUCCGGACUCCGCCGGGUCGCAUGGAAGACAGUCGCCGACUCUCUAUACCAGCUGUCAACCUUCUCCGCGUUCUCUGACGAAGAUGCCGUCAAGGAUGUGGUUGCAACCAUUGUCUCACUCGUCACUGCAUAUCAUGGCAAAGGCCCCGUCGAUGGGCUUUCUCAGUCGGUCUCCAUUGACGACAUAGCCGAUGCACCCGUGUAUGCGCUUCAGGUCGCUUCUGCAGCAUACGAGUACAGGCUGUCUCUAGGUGCAAUCGACGAUGCUGCCAUGGCUUCCGAGCACUAUGAUCUUGGCGUCGCAAUGUCUGCGUUCGCGAGACACACCCCGGACAGCGAGAAACGAGAGAAAGCUCAGCAAGAUGCUAUCGCUCAUUUCAAGAACGCUCUCCGCCUCGAGCCCGGGAACGACGCCUUCUGGGUCGCUCUCGGAAAUGCGACGUUCUUGUCCCAGACUGCGCUUUGCCAGCACUCGUACGUCCGUGCGUUGGAGAUAGACGGGAAGAAUGCCGCGACAUGGACCAAUCUCGGCAUGUUGUAUCUCCACUACGAGGACGUCGAGUUAGCAAACGAAGCGUUCUACAAGGCGCAAACGCUUGAUCCCGACUACGCUCUGGCGUGGGUCGGACAGGGUCUCGUUGCGACUGCGAACCGGCACGACAGGGAAGCAAGGGCACUCUUCGAGCAUGCCACGGGUCUGACGGCAGUUGUGCCCGAAGCGGACCUGGAAUAUGCCACGCGUCUCUUCAGCAAGGUGAACGCGACAUCAAAAUCCCGCUCAGCCUCGUCCGAAGCGCUUCUUCCAGCAUUCUUUGUCCUCGAUCGCUAUUGCAAGCAGAGACCCAAGGAUGCAUCUGCGUUGCAUCUAUUUGGACUUGUCUGCGAGCGCAUCGGGCAUAUCGAGCUUGGAAUAGAGAUGAUAUCACGGGCAAUAUCCGUUCUCGAAGCAGCCUACGAGCAGUCAGAGGACCCGGUUAUUGAGCGACAGUUCACCAUCGCUCACGCUAACGUCGCCCGCUUGCGGAUGGCCAAAGAAGACCACGAGGGUGCCCUUGAGUCGUAUCAGGUCGCAACAGGUCUACUGCCCGAACAGAAAGAAGGAGAUGACGCUGACACAAAGGCACUCCUGGCGCAGUGCCAGUUCGGCUCUGGCCUGGCUAACUUCAAGCUUGGACAGCUACCAGAGGCAUUGACGCUCUUCGAGUUUGCAAUGACGACGGCCGCGGAUCUCCCGCUGAUUCGGGGACACGUCGUCGUGCUGCUCGCGCAAACGCUAUGGGCGAUCGGCACAGGCGAGGCGAGGGAGUCGGCGAAGAACCAGUUGCUGCAGAGCAUUGAAUAUGACCCCGAGAAUCUGUUGGCGAUCAACACCCUAGCCGGCAUGGGCAUCCUCACAGACGAUGACGGCCUCGUCGAUGCGGCGCUGUCCGAAUUGCUGUCCCUCCCUCUCGAUCAGCGCCACGAACGCGACCCCGAGCGCGAAGUCACAUACCUCCUCGUUCAACAUCAUCUCGGUCAAGGCGACGCGAUGCAAGCAAUAUCUGUAGCGCAGAAAGCUGUGUUCGCAGAGCCCGAAAGGACCGACGUGCGGCGCGCGCUCGCCUCCCUCGCGUUGCGCGGGGGUCAGAGCGCGACGGCGCUGGCUAUCCUAGGUGGCUCGGCGCAGACCGAAGCAAGCUUCGCGGAGCAGCGUGCCUCGCUGGCGCUCCACGCGGCGUCUCUCUGCCUGGAUCGCGGAAACAAGGACCGCGCGGCAGAGGCGUUGCGACUUGCACAGAAAGGGAUCAUGCUUUCCCCAUGGAACCAGCGCGGCUGGGAGACGUUGGCAUACGUCCAAAGCCGUCUUUCGCAGUGA